This is a messenger RNA of Choloepus didactylus (southern two-toed sloth), 3590 nucleotides long. It is a transcript of the gene ANPEP, whose product is annotated as alanyl aminopeptidase, membrane. Gene Ontology annotation, cellular component: cytoplasm. NCBI's taxonomy places the organism in Eukaryota, Metazoa, Chordata, Mammalia, Pilosa, Megalonychidae. The transcript is spliced from 20 exons. Gene Ontology annotation, molecular function: peptide binding; zinc ion binding; metalloaminopeptidase activity. The record is from RefSeq and is a predicted model, not a curated record. The coding region runs from base 218 to 3121 and encodes 967 amino acids. Gene Ontology annotation, biological process: proteolysis; peptide catabolic process.
ACUCCCCACACCUUUCCUGGAUCGCCUCCGGAGCCCUGGGCAGAAUGUGCCCCUCUCCAGUCCAGUGACCUUUGCCUGUCUGAGCCCUGGUUAAUUUUUGCCCACUCUGCUGGCUCUGGGGCUCCUCCCUCUAGGGGAUAUAAGCCUGGUCAGAGGCUGCUCCGUUCCCUGCCUGUCCUGAGCUACCCGGAGCUCCCGCUCUCACUGCACCCUCGCCAUGGCCAAGGGCUUCUACAUUUCCAAGUCCCUGGGCAUCCUGUGCCUCCUCCUGGGCGUGGCAGCCGUGUGCACCAUCAUCGCCCUGUCCGUGGUGUACUCCCAGGAGAAGAACAAGAAUGCGGGGAGCUCCGGCUCGGGGGUCCCCACAUUGGCUCCCACAAGCCCCGGCACCACCCCGGCCACCACCUUGGACCAAAGCAAAGCGUGGAACAGACUCCGCUUACCCGAGACGCUGAUGCCUGACUCCUAUAGCCUGAGGCUGAGGCCCUACUUCACCCCCAACGCCCAGGGCCUGUACAUCUUCACGGGCAACAGCACUGUUCGCUUUACCUGCAAGGAGGCCACGGACCUCAUCAUCAUCCACAGCAAGAAGCUCAACUACACCACCCCCCAGGGGCACUACGUGGUCCUGCGGGGCGUGGAGGGCUCCCAGCCCCCCGGCAUCGACCGCACCGAGCUGGUGGAGGCCACCGAGUACCUGGUGGUGCACCUGAAAGGCCUCCUGGAGGUGGGCAGGCAGUACGAGAUGGACACCGAGUUUCAGGGGGAGCUGGCGGACGACCUGGCAGGCUUCUACCGCAGCGAGUACAUGGACGGGGACGUCAAAAAGGUGGUGGCCACCACACAGAUGCAGGCUGCGGACGCCCGGAAAUCCUUCCCGUGCUUUGACGAGCCGGCCAUGAAGGCCACGUUUAACAUCACGCUCAUCCAUCCCCCAAACUUUGUUGCUCUGUCCAACAUGCUGCCCACAGGUCCCAGCGUCCCAUUUCCUGAAGACCCCACCUGGAACAUCACCGAGUUCCAGCCUACACCCAAGAUGUCCACCUACCUUCUGGCCUACAUCGUCAGCGAGUUCACCGCUGUGCAGAUGGAUUCGUCCAACAAUGUCCUGAUCCGAAUCUGGGCUCGGCCCAACGCAACCACAGCGGGCCACAGCCAAUACGCCCUGAACGUCACAGGCCCCAUCCUUGACUUCUUUACCAAACAUUAUAACACAGAUUACCCGCUCCCCAAAUCCGAUCAGGUCGCCCUGCCGGACUUCAACGCCGGCGCCAUGGAGAACUGGGGGCUGGUGACCUACCGGGAGAACGCCCUGCUGUUCGACCCGCAGUCCUCCUCCAGCAGCAACAAGGAGCGGGUGGUCACGGUGAUCGCGCACGAGCUGGCCCACCAGUGGUUUGGGAACCUGGUCACCUUGGACUGGUGGAACGACCUGUGGCUGAAUGAAGGCUUCGCCUCCUACGUGGAGUACCUGGGUGCUGAUUAUGCAGAACCCGGCUGGAACCUGAAGGACCUCAUAGUGCUGAACGAGGUGUACAACGUGAUGGCCGUGGACGCACUGACCUCCUCUCACCCCCUGUCUACCCCGGCUGAAGAGGUCAACACACCGGCCCAGAUCAGCGAGCAGUUUGACUCCAUCGCCUACAGCAAGGGAGCCUCGGUCCUCAGGAUGCUCUCCAGUUUCCUCACUGAGGACCUAUUCAAGGAGGGCCUGGCGUCCUACCUGCAUUUCUUUUCCUACAAAAACACCAUCUACCGGGACCUGUGGACUCACCUGCAGCAGGCUGUGGACAACCAGACGGUCAUCCAGCUUCCCGACUCUGUGAGUACCAUCAUGGACCGCUGGACGCUGCAGAUGGGCUUCCCCGUCGUCACCGUGGACACCGCCCAGGGCACCAUCUCCCAGAAGCACUUCCUCCUCGACCCCGAUUCCACUGUCACCCGCCCCUCAGAGUUCAACUACCUGUGGAUUGUGCCCGUCUCAUCUAUCAAAAAUGGCGUAGAGCAGAAUAACUACUGGCUGCAUGGUGUAGAGAGUGCCCAGAACGAUCUUUUCAAGGGGGCUGCUGAUGACUGGAUCCUGCUGAACAUCAAUGUGACAGGCUAUUACCUGGUGAACUAUGACAACGAAAACUGGAGGAAGAUUCAGGCUCAGCUGCAGUCAGACCGUUCGGUCAUUCCUGUCAUCAACCGGGCACAGAUCAUCAACGAUGCCUUCAACCUGGCCAGUGCUCAAAUAGUCCCUGUCACCCUGGCGCUGAACAACACCCUCUUCCUGAGCCAAGAGACAGAAUAUAUGCCCUGGGAGGCUGCUCUUAGCAGCCUCAGCUACUUCAGGCUCAUGUUCGACCGCUCCGAGGUUUAUGGCCCCAUGAAGAACUACCUAAAGAAGCAGGUCUUGCCUCUCUUCAACUACUUCCGAGAUCUUACCAGUAACUGGACUGAUCACCCAAAAAACCUGAUGGAGCAGUACAACGAAAUCAAUGCCGUCAGCACUGCCUGCUCCAAUGGGGUUCCUGAGUGUAAGGAGCUGGUCUCCAAACUUUUCGCCCAGUGGAUGGCAAAUCCCGAUAACAACACGAUCUACCCUGACCUGCGGUCCACAGUCUACUGCAAUGCUAUCGCCCUGGGUGGUGAGGAGGAGUGGGACUUUGCCUGGGAGCAGUUCCGAAAGGCCACGCUGGUAAAUGAGGCUGACAAGCUCCGAGCAGCCCUGGCCUGCAGCGAGGACGUGUGGAUCCUGAACAGGUACCUGAGUUACACCCUGAACUCCAGUCUCAUCCGGAAGCAGGAUGCCACCUCCACCAUCAACAGCAUCGCCAACAACGUCAUCGGACAAAGCCUGGUCUGGGAUUUUGUCCGGAGCAACUGGAGGAGGCUCUUUGAGGAUUUCGGCGGGGGUUCUUUCUCCUUCUCCAACCUCAUCAGGGCAGUGACGCGGCGAUUCUCCACCGAGUUUGAGCUGCAGCAGCUGGAGCAGUUCAAGAGUGACAACAUGGACAUUGGCUUUGGCUCUGGCACCCGGGCCCUGGAGCAAGCCCUGGAGAAGACGAAAGCCAAUAUCAAAUGGGUGAAUAAGAACAAGGAGGAGGUGCUCAGGUGGUUCACAGAACACAGCUAAUAAUCCUUGGUCCUUAAAGCCCCGUGCUCCCUGUGUGAGAUGCCCAGUGCGUCUGUCCCAAUGGCCCCCAGCAGGGCCCCCAUCCCCAGAGCCUGAGCCUCCAGUGUCCUCCCUGAAAGGACAAAGUCUCCGGCCUGAUGUCCAAGCACCUCCCGGACCCCGCCCGUCAUACCACCCCACCAUGGCCCUGGCACCCAAUGUCCAGGGCCUUGGGACUGAUCUCAGGGAAGCCCAGCGCCAGGGCCGGAGGAGCAGAGCCCUUGAUGGACGGCCUUGGAGGGAUCAGAGGCCGCCCUGUGCCUUCUCCCACCUUCCCUUUCCCACAAAGACCUUGGAACCUGUGAAAACAGCAGGGCGCCAGAUCUGUAUUUUUUUUUUUUCCUGGGCGCCAGAUCUGUAUUUUUUUUUCUAAGAGAAAAUGCAAAUAAAGGAUUUCUAGAUGAGCUUCUUGGCUCAUCUCUAAACUAAA